GAGUGUAGGAGACACUGUCACAGGGAACCGGGAUAGAAGUAGGGGGAAGACCCGGGGAAAGAGAAAAGGAGAGCCGUGGCGGGGGAGAGAGAGAGAGAGAGGAGACCGAGACCCGGGGGUUGAGGGAGACCCUAGGGAAAAAGAAGACAGACCGGUGGAGAGCGAGAGGAGAGAGACCUGGGGGGAGAGGGAAGGAAAGAGCAGCUGGGGCAGAGGUUGGUAGUGGUGCUAGAGGGUAGAUACACUUGGGGGGAGGGAGGUGGAAGGCUGGGAGACCUGGUCGAGGAUCAGAGGACACUGGAGAGGGGAGGACUGUAGUGAGCGAAAAGUCUGGGGACAGAAGUGUGCAAGAAUCCCUGAACUGUGAGCUCAGGGUCGGGAUCCAGGUUAGGACCACUUCCCAGGUCGUAAACCGCAUAAAUGUGCCGACCUGACUGGGAUGGAUAUCGUUCUGGCAAGGCAGAAGCUGAAACAGUGUUUGUGGAGCCCGAACAGCAGGUGAUUUUCUUCAAUAAUAUUGUAGCCAUGGAUAGGAGGUUGGAAAGUUUCCUUGUUCCUGUGACGUCUUCUGUAAAAAUUGGAGUUUUGCUUCAGUGGACGUGCGUUUCAAAUCUCAAGUUCCUGUUGUAUGGCUGCUUUUGUCUGACCACAUUGAAUUCACUUACUAGUGCAAGCAUGGACAACUGCAAGACAGUAGGAAGCCAUAGUGGGGUGUUUGUGCAAGUUGGACUGGAAAGCCCAUUUUUGGAACAAGUGGGGAAAGCGGAUUCCAUUCACACUUGUAGAAAUGCCUGCUGUCAGAAAUGCCACUGCAAUGCUGCAUGGCUGUUGGAGGGGAAAUGUCAUCUUUUAGACUGUAGGCUGCAAGAAAACUGUCAGCUAAACCAAACAGGCAGAUCAAACUCCAUUCUAAUAUUUAUUGAUAGACUUUCCCCUUGUGGGGAUAUGCACAGUCUUAUGCACAGAAUUUUAAAAGAAGAUUUUCAUUACAAAAUUGAGGCUAGGACUUCAGAUCAGACCACAAUUGAUAGAACAUCAACUAAAGGCACGUUGUCUGGAUAUUCAUUGGUAGCAAAGCAAAAUAAAAUAUUGUCCAGAAUAAGACGUGAGGUAUCUAAACCAUUUAGUAAUCCUGCAAAGUUGCUGCAAAGUAAUGGUGGUACUCCCUAUGAUGGCAACAAGGAUUUAAAUCCAUCCGGGCACACAGAACAGAAAAACAAGAAGCAUUUAAAACAGCGUUCAUACCAAGAUCUGCAGACCCCUCAAAACAGCCUUAAGGAAAAUGAUACUGUGAAUGAUCAGUUUCCGAAAUAUUCAGCACCUACUUCAAAUGGGAGAAACUUAAAGGAGAUACAGACUCUACCUCCUGAGGUCCCUGAAGGAACCUCUUUGCCAAACACUGCCUCUUUAGUUGUUCCUCCUAAUUCCAAUGUGUCAAGUCCAUCAGUCAGUCAGAAAUGGAUGCAGGUGAAUGCAACAAACAUCAGUAUAGCUGAGACACUGCUCGUUACCACUCUUCCAACUCCGCUCCUGAGCAUGUUACCAGCACAAGUGAAAACUACAGCAAUGGAACAAGAUGUAACUCCUCCUCCUACAUCCAACACUACAAGUGCAACUAGUGUCGCAGGAAAACCAGUGAUGAAGGAAUUGGUUGUUUCUGCUGGAGACGGUGUGGAGAUCACUCUGCCAAAGAAUGAGGUUGAACUGAAUGCAUACGUGUUACCAGAAACAUCUCAAGGAUCGAGUUAUAAGUAUGAUUGGCAACUUAGCACACACCCACAGGACUAUGUGGGGCAGAUGGAGGGCCAACACUCAAAGACUCUGAAACUUUCCAGUCUUUCGAUCGGCUUCUACAUGUUUAAAGUAAUUGUUCAAGGAGACAAUGCGUAUGGAGAAGGAUCAGUGAAUGUGACUGUCAAACCGGCACCUCGUGUAAAUCAAUUUCCAGUGGCUAUUGUAUCUCCAAAAUUCCAAGAGAUCUCACUGCCUACAACAUCUACUUUUAUUGAUGGGAGCCAAAGUACUGAUGAUGAUGAAAUUGUAAGUUACCAAUGGGAGGAGGAGAAGGGUCCAUUGCGAGAGGAGAAAGUAUCUGCAAGCACACCAAUCCUGAAACUGACCAACUUGGUUCCAGGCAAUUAUACAUUCAGUCUGACAGUGGUGGAUUCUGAUGGUGCCAGUAACUCAACCACAGCAGUUGUCACCGUGCACAAAGCAGUAGACUAUCCACCUGUGGCCAAUGCUGGUGCAAAUCAGGUCCUGACGUUGCCCAAGAACUCCAUUAUGUUGUAUGGCAACCAAAGCACAGAUGACCAUGGAAUCGUCAGCUAUGAAUGGUCCUUAAGCCCAAAGAGUAAAGGCAAAGUUGUUGAAAUGCAGGGUGUACGAACAUCAUCUCUCCAGUUGUCAGCAAUGCAGGAAGGUGACUACAUCUUUCAACUUACAGUCACAGACUCUGCAGGCCACCAGGCCACAGCUGAGGUGAUGGUAAUCGUGCAACCAGAAAAUAAUAAACCCCCAGUGGCUGAUUCUGGUCCUGAUAAAGAGCUGACCCUUCCUGUGGACAGCACAAUAUUGGAUGGCAGUAAAAGCACAGAUGACCAGAAAAUUACAUCCUACCUGUGGGAAAAAACAAGUGGCCCUGAUGGUGUGAAAAUUGAGAAUGCAGACAGCGCGAUUGCCACAAUAACAGGUCUUCAGGUUGGGUCAUAUGAGAUUACACUGACAGUGAAGGAUGAACGAAACCUGGAAAGCCACGAUUCUGUCAGAAUAAUUGUGAGAGAGGAAGUCAAUAAGGCUCCGGUUGCUAAGAUAACAAGGAAUGUUGUGAUCACCCUCCCUAAUAACACAGCUAUGCUUGAUGGAUCAAAAUCAUCAGAUGAUAAGGGAAUUGUCAGCUACCUUUGGACGAGAGAUGAGAGCAGUCCAGCAGCUGGAGAUGUGCUAAAUAACACUGAUCACCAGCCUGUGCUCUUCCUGGCCAAUUUGGUUGAAGGACUAUAUACAUUUUGUCUCAAAGUAACUGAUGCAAAAGGAGAAAAUCAUAUUGACAGGGCAACACUGGAAGUCAGACCUGAUCCCCAAAAGAAUGAUCUUGUAGAAAUUAUCCUAGAUGUCAGUGUCAGCCGGUUAACUGAGAGACAAAAGGGCAUGUUACUUCGGCAAAUAGCUGUCCUCCUUGGAGUCCUUGAUUCAGACAUUACAGUGCAAAAAAUUCAAUCUUACACUGAACAGAGUACACAGAUUAUCUUUUGUGUGAAGAAUACGCAAGCUCAUCAGGUAUUGAGGGGCCAGGAUGUUGCUCGGAUACUGAAGAAUAAAUUUCGGAAGCAGAAAUCAGACUUCCUAGUUUUCCGGGCUCUCCAAGUCAAUACAGUCAUCUGUCAGUUGAAUUGUUCAGACCAUGGUCGGUGUGAUUCUUUCAAUAAACGUUGUCUCUGUGAUCCAUUCUGGAUGGAGAACUUCAUUCGAGUUCAGUUAGGAGAUGGAGAACGCAACUGUGAGUGGAGCGUGCUGUACGUUGUCAUAGCUGCAUUUGUCAUAUUGGUUGCCAUUGGAAUUUUAGUUUGGAUGGUCCUCUGCUUCUGUAAAAGGCGCAAGGGAAAACCUAGAAGGAAGAGCAGAUAUAAAAUACUAGAUGCUACAGAUGAUCAUGAAAGUCUGGAAUUGAAGUCUAACUCCAAGCCAGUUGGCAGGCUGACAGCUCCAGCACAGAACACCAGCUUAAUGGUUUCAGAAUCUGAACUUGACAGUGAUGAAGCAAUCUUCACCUGGCCAGACAGAGAGAAAGGGAAAUUACUGCGAAACCAGAAUGGAUCAAUCCACAAUGGCCAAGUAGUUCAAAAAACUAAGAAACAAAGGGAAGAAAUCUUAUAAGCGGAAUGUAGCCACCAGACCUAUAAAAACUAUAGAGCUAGGAUAGAAGCUGUCUCCCAGUAUUAUCUCUGCUCAGUAAAAUGAAGAUUGAUCUGAAGCAAUAGUGACUGCUGUGUUGCAUGCAGUGUGUCAUCCAUAUCUGCAAAAUGAGUCGGUUCAGCAUUUUAUUGCUUAAACUGUUCAUCUUGUGUGAGAUUAACAGAAUCUGAUUUCUCAUUUGAAGGUGAGAAAAAGAGUUGGGAGAGAUGCAAAUUGGCCAAAAAAACUGUGGCUGCACUUGAUGCUUCAGCAAUUAACAAUCUGCAGUUUUGUGGUUUUGAUGCCCUGUGUUUCCAGUGAGACAUCUACUGGAAAUCUAUUGCACUGCAGCUUAAAAAUUUAAAGCCAAACAUGUGACGUGGGAACACACUGGAUGUCUUGUGAACUUUAACCAUUACCCAAGGCUUGGAUAUGACCAUUUCCUUUCGUUCAGCAAUUGGAAAGGUAUGCUGAAGUCCAUGGAAAACUGAAUACUGUGAUACUAGACGUUGUCUUGAGAUUCUGGAAAUUUUACUCUGAACUUCUACCUUUCUCUUUUUGAAGACUUGUAAUGCAAGUGAUCACAAAGGGAUUUACUGUCUUAACUUGUUGUCUUAGUGAGUUGACUCUGGUGCAGAAGUGUUGCACAUCUGGUAAUGGCCCUGGGUUGUUUUAGGUUUGUAAAAAUAAUUAUUACUACUGUAUUUUUCUGUUAAUGUUAGGAAUGUGUUGGUUUUUAUUAGUGUGACAUUGACAGGGUGUUCUUAAUUUAUUCUUUGGGACGGCACCACUUUGCAAUGUUAUUCCCUUCCAAUGAAUGUAGGUCUGUUUUUGCUGCUCACUUGUUUCUCUGUUUUUAAAAACAAAUGUCUUCCUUUUAAAUACACUGACACCUGACAUCUUGAUACCGGUGAACGAUCCAAUUGGUGCUCAUUUUAAGGUGACAAAGGAAUAAUGUAAUGAGCAAGACAUGAGUGACAGUUCCCCAUUUAGUGCCUUCCAAGAACAGAAAUAUUACUUAACAGUUUUUGAAAUAUGUAUGUUGUACACAGCAAAACAAAAUGCUGUGCUCCUGAUAAUUUUAAAAAAAGCUUUAAAGGAACUACGUACCUUGAUUUAAAAUGGCAGAAAGUUGAAAACCUUCAUAACUGGAUCAAUUCUGGAUGAUUCAUUCAAAAGUUUAAACAAAAAGUAAGAAAAAUUAUUUUAUUGAUUUGAUCUUUCAAUGUUGGCAAGACUGCACUAAUAACUUGGCUGCUUGUUAUGAUUUAUUUCAAAAUCCAACCAGUAGUGUUAUAUUGUUAUUUUAAAAUGUCAAUAGUCCGUUACUUGGAAUUGCUGUAUGUAAAUGUUCUAACAGUUCUUUCAAUUGUAAUGUAACUCAAACAUUUGCACACAACAAUCCCCGUCAGAACAAUAAUGUAAACUGGAUUGCUCCUUAUAUAUAGUUGUAAUGAGUGACUUUUUAGAAAAGAUGAUAGAGUCAGAAUGAGUUCAUUGGGCAUGUUCAUGGAUUUUCCCCAGUUUGAAGCAUUUAUCCUGUGAGCUGCUCUGUUUGUUUAAAAAGAGAUGGUAUGGGUCCAUGUUGCACUAUGGAAUAAAUAUAUCAAGCUAUGUGCUGCUGAGCUAUUCAUGAAGAUCUCAGUUCUUGGUGUGUGCUGCUGAAAUCUUCCCUAUGAUUCUCGUUGAGAAGGGGAAAAUUAUCCAGGUGUUUCUGGAAAAACUCAUCUAUUGAUUAGACUGAACUUAGUGGUGAUAACUCUAGCUCUUGUGGAGUCUGUUUCUGCAUAACAAAAAAGCAACUCAAAUGAUGUGCCAAAAAGGCUGUUGGUAUCAGUUUAAUUGUACUGUACUGCAACAUGUUUAAUUGACUUACAGAAAUAAUCCAUGCACAGAGAAAAUGCAAUGGACAAAACCUACUAUUGUCUAUCUAUCUGUGGAUGUUGAGUACAGAAGGAGAAGGUCUGGAAACUAAUAUUUAGGAAGGAAAGAAUUUAUUAUCUUGAUGUCCAAAAGUACUGAGUGACCAAUGAAAUAGUUUUCAAGUCCAAAAACUGUUUGGGGAAACAUGUCAGUCAAUUGUACAUUAUGAAAUGCCACAAACCACGAGAUAAAUGAUUUUUUUUUCUCAAAAGUUAGCUAAGGGAAAAAGUAUUGCAUGCAGAUAACUCACUGCUUUUCCAUGCUUAAAGCAGUGGUUUCUUACACAGUUUGAGAGAUCUGAUGGGCUUUGGUUUAACAAUUUACCUAAAAGAUGGCAUCCCUGACAACAGUCAGUGUACUGAUAUACAUCAGGGUCAAUUCUGUGCUCAAGUCUUGAGCCAAGGCUGGCAACAAAUGUCCAUUUGAACCAUUUUAUCUCUGUUGUGUUUUCUUUUAAACCCAUUCCUAUUUGGAUUUGGCAUAUGGCUGAGGAAAACACCAAAGAAAUUUCUGAACUAGUUUGAUUUAUCUGUAAUCACCUUUUAAUUGAUCAUAUUUAGAGUGGUAUAGCAUCCAUAAUUAGUUUUUAAUUCAUCCUCUACUAAGUUCUUACAAAUUGCUUUUCCCCAGGUGUCAUUGGCAGAAGUGGAGUGUGAAUUGACUGAAAGAUUGACAAUGUUUUACAUCAAGGAUGAGAGAUGCAUUCUUUGAUUAAGCCACAGGCUGUCAUAAGCCAGAAUUGCAGAAAGGUCUUCCAUCAUUUGUCCAUAUUCCAACAAAUGCAGGAUUUUUGGACAAAUUGAUUUACUGUAAACUUGCAGUUUAUAUAUUUCAUAAAUCCACAUGGUGGUAAAGCCUUCUGUACAGCACUUGAAGAGGGGGAUAGGGUAAUCAUGAGAUAUUCUUAAAUACACUGCUUUUGAACCCAGGUAUACAAAAGUAAAUUUUCACUAAAAGAAUAAUACUUGGAGAUUAACCAUUCAUUUCUAAAAUUAGACAAUGACCUUAGAAGAUGCAAGCAUUAAAUACAUUUAUAGUUAUAGUGAAUGUCAACAAUUGUAUCGUUCACCUUUUCUUGCAUAGCAUACUGGAUUGAAAUGUUGCACUAUGCACCAGCAUUUGUCACUGUGGAGAAUUUUCAUAUAACUCGUGUGUUUUUUGUUAACUUUGUGAAGUACAAGUCUUGCUUUUAAAAGUAAGUGGAUGAUUUCUGGGAAUAAGCAGCUGAUCAGUUGAAGUAUGGAUUUUAAAAAUUUGACAGUUUGCUUAUUUUGUUUUAAGUUUUUUUGUCAAUAUCUAAAAUUUAUUUUUGAAAAGAAGCUAAAAACAUUUAUUUUAAUGUUUAAAAGGUUUACUCCUUCAUUGACAUACUGUUUAAUUGCCAGAUGUCCAAGAAGGUUUGUUUGAUGUGACAUUGUAUAAUAUGGCAAAAUAACACUGGAGCAAGAUUUUUUUUCCCAUUAAAAUAGCAUCUCAAUGCAUUUUCACUUAG
Stegostoma tigrinum is the source of this 7309-nucleotide messenger RNA. Its product is annotated as KIAA0319-like ortholog. Bases 421 to 3876 code for a protein of 1151 amino acids. The record is from RefSeq and is a predicted model, not a curated record. Gene Ontology annotation, cellular component: plasma membrane; cytoplasmic vesicle. The transcript is spliced from 21 exons. Lineage: Eukaryota; Metazoa; Chordata; Chondrichthyes; Orectolobiformes; Stegostomatidae.